Messenger RNA from Ixodes scapularis (black-legged tick), 449 nucleotides. It is a transcript of the gene ND-13B, whose product is annotated as NADH dehydrogenase [ubiquinone] 1 alpha subcomplex subunit 5. The transcript has 5 exons. Gene Ontology annotation, biological process: respiratory electron transport chain. Lineage: Eukaryota; Metazoa; Arthropoda; Arachnida; Ixodida; Ixodidae. The coding region runs from base 43 to 396 and encodes 117 amino acids. The record is from RefSeq and is a predicted model, not a curated record.
UUGCCUUGCCAGGGGACGCUGUUUCUUGUUUCAGAGAAAAACAUGGCCGGUGUUUUGAAGAAGACGACCGGGCUCACUGGUCUGGCUGUGGCCAAAAAUCCUCACUACUCGCUGUCCAUACUCUACACGAAGCUGCUUCGUGCGCUACAAGGCAUUCCCGAGAGUGCGGCGUACCGGCGAUACACGGAGGAGAUCGUGAAGGAACGCAUGGCGCUCGUCGAAUCUGAGAAGGACGUUGCCAAGCUGGAAGCCAAGAUCGGUGCGGGCCAGAUUGAACAGGUCAUCCGUCAGGCGGAAAACGAGCUGGUCCUGGCCAGGCGAAUGGCCACCUGGAAAGCGUGGGAGCCCCUGGUGGCGAAGCCUCCACCGGAUCAGUGGAAGUGGCCGGCCGCUUAGUGUGCCACGGCGUUUGUAGAGAGAGACUACCAAUAAAGUAUAGGUUCCACAAA